Malassezia pachydermatis is the source of this 4293-nucleotide messenger RNA. RefSeq names its product dna polymerase alpha catalytic subunit. Gene Ontology annotation, molecular function: DNA replication origin binding; chromatin binding; pyrimidine nucleotide binding. NCBI's taxonomy places the organism in Eukaryota, Fungi, Basidiomycota, Malasseziomycetes, Malasseziales, Malasseziaceae. Gene Ontology annotation, biological process: lagging strand elongation; mitotic DNA replication initiation; DNA replication. The transcript has a single exon. The record is from RefSeq and is a predicted model, not a curated record. Bases 1 to 4293 code for a protein of 1430 amino acids. Gene Ontology annotation, cellular component: alpha DNA polymerase:primase complex.
AUGGCGUCGCGGGCAAAGAGGCUCGAAGCGUUGGCCGCGCUACGAGCGUCGCGUAAUGGUGGACCUCGUGUUCACCCCAAGACGGAGGACGACGACGUGUCGAUUUACGACGAAGUGUCGGAAGAGACGUACCAGUCCAUUGUGCGUGGCCGCAUGAUGGAAGAUGACUUUAUCGAGGACGACGAUGGCAGCGGGUACGUGGACCAUGGUCAAGAUGAAUGGGAGCAUGGCGAUGCUAGUGCGUCCGAGUCUGAGACGGAGCAAGAGUACUUUGAGCGGACAGGCCGCCGCAAGCCUAAGAAAGGCAGUAAACGGGCGCGUGCGCAGCGAAGUGCCCAGAACGACUAUUUGGGCCAGACGCAUCGUACACGUCCUACGCCUGCUCAGCUACAGGCGCGUCGCGAGGCGGUUGUGCCGCCCCGGUCGAAAGAGACGGAAGAGGCGUUCAUGUCGCAGCUGUUCGGUGGGUUGGCGCCGAUGAGCACACCGGCCAGGCCGAUGGCGACGCUGGCCCUGGACGAACAUAUGGACUCGCCGUCGUUGGCGAUGGCUCGCAAGCGGAAACAGGCCGCGGUCGCGACAUCUAUCGCCCCCACCUCGCUCCCGGCCUUGGUCCCCGACAAUGGCUCGUCGACAGAGCCCAGCAGUGAUACGCCAGAGAUGGCUUGGAGCCAUCACGAGGAUACACCUACGUCGAAGCGUCUGCGAAGUGAUGAGGCGCCUAUGGACGAGGAAGACGAAGAGGAGGAAGACUUCCAGCAGGUCGCCGUUCAAGGGAAGCGAGAGGCUCAGGUGGUAAGUGCAUCCACAGCCCCGGUGCCGUCCACAUCGACGCCGGUGCGUGCCCCGCAGGUAGCGCCAGAGACGCCGGCGCCUCACUUGCAGUCGUGGCGUAGCGUACACACUAGCUUGGCCGAAGCGUCGCCCGUCGAAACGCCGACGCCCAGUGUACGUACAUCGCAUGCGACGGCGUCCUCUACUGCGUCGAGCAUUCAGUGCUUCGAGGCCGAUCGUACCGUGCCGUUUUUCUGGCUAGACUACUUUGAUAUGCACGGGAAGAUCUUCCUCUUCGGCAAAGUGCUGGACAAGGCGACGCAGCGCUAUGUCAGUGCAAGCGUUGCGAUUGAUGGUAUGGAACGCUGUGUGUUCUUGCAGCCUCGCGCGCGCACGCUGGAGCAUGGCCACGAGACGGAUCGUGUGCCAAGUGAAGACGAUGUUUUUGAGGAAUUUGAGUCGAUGCGCUCGCAAUUUGGGAUCAAGUCGUGGCUUGGAAAAUGGGUCACGCGGAAGUACGCGUUUGAGCUGCCGGACGUGCCAGCGGAAGGCGCGUACUUGAAAGUCAAGUACGGCUUUGACGAGCCGCCGCUGCCAGCGGACAUCCAAGGCGCGACGUUCUGCCGCGCGUUUGGUACCCAUACCUCGGCCUUUGAGCUGUUUGUCGUGAAGCGGCGCAUUAUGGGCCCAUGUUGGCUGCGGCUGGACGAGGCGAGUGUGGUGCAAGGCGCGCCGCAGACAUGGUGCAAGCUCGAGCUGAGUGUCGACGAUCCGAAGAACGUGACGCCGUACUUGGAUAGCGAUGCCUCUGCGCCGAAAGAGCCGCCGCCACUGACGAUUAUGAGUGUGGCCUUGCGUUCUGUGGUCAACUUUAAGGAGAACAAGCGCGAGGUUGUCGCAGUGAGUACGCGUGUAUGGCGGGAUAUGUCGAUCGAGAACGCGACGCCGCCAGAGCAAGUGCCGUCCAGUUCGUUUACGGCGGUGCGGUCGCUAGGCCCGUCGUUCCCACCGCGCUUUGAGGCGGAGGCGGCGCAAAGCAAGACCAAGGUGAAGGCGUUCAAGUUUGAGCGUAUGGUGCUCAACAGUUUCCUGGGCCAGCUGCAGCUGCACGAUGCCGAUGUGGUUCUCAGUCACGACCUGGUCGGCUCGACGCUGGACAUCUUGCUGCAUCGCAUGCGCGACUUGAAAUGCGAGCAAUGGACGCGGCUGGGCCGUAUGCGGCAGGAUGUAUCGCGCCUUGCGAAGCAGCACAUGCACACACGCAUGCUGGUCGGCCGUCUCGUGGCGGACUUGUCGAGCGACACAGCGAAGGGCAUGAUUGCCUCGACGACAUGGUCACUGAGUGAAAUGUGCCGCACGCAUUUGAAUGCGCAGCGAGAAGAUAUCGAUCCGGACGAUGUCGCGUCGUACUUUGACUGCACGGCGCCGACGCCGGAGCGGCUAUGGACGUUUGUGCGCCACUGUGAAGUGGACACGUUCUUCCAGAUGGCCCUGGCGUGCAAGGUGCAGCUGCUCGCCCUCACGAAGCAGCUGACCAACCUGGCGGGCAAUGCGUGGUCGCGCACGCUGAACGGUGGCCGUGCAGAGCGCAACGAGUACAUUUUGCUGCACGAGUUCCACAAGAAGAAGUACAUUUGCCCGGACAAGCAAUCGGCGUGGGACAAGAAGGCGGCCAAGAAGGACGAGCAGGCGAAGAAGGAAAAGUUCAAAGGUGGUCUCGUCUUUGAGCCGAAGCGUGGGCUCUGGGAUCGGUACAUUCUCGUGAUGGACUUCAACUCGCUGUACCCCAGCAUCAUCCAGGAAUUCAACAUUGACUUUACGACGGUCGAGCGCCAUGCGAAUCAGGAGGACGUGCCGGAUCUGCCGUCGUCGGACACCAUGCAAGGUGUGCUGCCGCACCUGAUUUCGACGCUCGUCUCGCGCCGCCGGCAAGUCAAGGCGCUGAUGAAGGACAAGCAUGCGCCGCCGCUGAAGCGCUUGCAGUGGAACAUCAAGCAGCAGGCGCUCAAGCUCACGGCGAACAGUAUGUACGGCUGCCUGGGCUACGAAAACUCGCGGUUCUACGCACGUCCCCUAGCGGCGCUGACGACCUUCAAGGGCCGUGAGAUUCUCUCCACGACACGCGAGCUCGCUGAGAGUAUGGCGCUCGAUGUGAUUUACGGUGAUACCGAUAGUGUGAUGAUCAACACACGCUGCAUCGACUAUGCGUCGGCGAUGAAGAUCGGGCAUGAGUUCAAGAAGGCCGUCAACGAACGCUACCGUCUCUUGGAAAUUGAUAUUGAUGGCGUGUUCCAGCGCAUGCUCUUGCUCCAGAAGAAGAAGUACGCGGCGCUUCUGGUCAACGAGCAGGGCGAGACCAGCACGGAGAUCAAGGGUCUGGACAUGAAGCGCCGCGAGUACUGUGCACUCUCGAAGAAGGCCUCUGCGUACGUCCUGGAUCAAAUUCUCUCCGGCGAGGCAACCGAUACCGUCGUGGAAAAGAUCCACGAGUACCUCCAGCAACUCGCCGACGAUGUGCGGCAGGGCCGCAUCCCGCUGGACGAGUACGUGAUUUACAAGCGUCUCGGGAAGCGGCCCCAAGACUACCCAGACGCCCAGACGCAGCCGCACGUCCAAGUCGCGCUGCGUAUGCUCGCAAAGAACGAAAGCGCACGAAGCGGCGAUGUGAUUCCGUACGUGUUCUGUGUCGGUCCUACGACGGCCCAUACCAGCAAGGCUACGCAGGCCGAGCGUGCGUUCCACCCCGACGACGUACGUCGGCACCAUGACGACCCAGCGUACGCCAUCGACUACAAACACUACUUGUCAUUGCAAAUCUUGCCGCCCAUCGAGCGCUUGGCAGAGAACAUUGAAGGCACGGAUCGGGCGCGCUUGGCCGAGUGCCUCGGCUUGGACGCACAUGCGUACGCUGUGCACACCAGCGUCGACAGCACGCGCGAGUUUGCGACGCUCGAGAGCCAGGUGCCGACUACAGUGCGCUUUGCGCACUGCGACGCCUGGUCCGUCACCUGCCCUACGUGCCACCACUCGACCGCCAUCCCGCCACUGCGUACGGCGGUCCGCGCCUCCACGCCAUGGCUCGCCUGCGCGCAGUGCCACGCGUCGUUCUCACGCGCGUCGUUGGUCGUCCAGCUGGAGCUGGCGAUCCGACGGCACAUUGCGACGUACUAUGAGGGCAAGAUGACAUGCACAGAAUCGUCGUGCCGCGCCACGACGAACAUGACAGGCGUGUACACAGGCCGGUGCGUCGCGACCAACUGCCGCGGCAAAGUACAGGCCGUGUACUCAGACAAAGCGUUGUACACGCAGCUGUGCUACUAUGCCUACUUGUUCGACGGCGCCCAAGCUCUCGCAGAGAGCGGCGAGACGGAUUUGCAUACGCGUGUGCAGGACGCGAUCGAGGCGCACCACGCGACGCUGGCGCUGCUGCAUGCGACUGUGCAGCAGUACCUCUCCCGCAACGGCCGUCGCUACGUCGGCCUGGGAAAGCUGUUUGCCUUUAUGCGUGUACGCACAUAA